Molecule: messenger RNA, 496 nt
Organism: Salvia hispanica
Lineage: Eukaryota; Viridiplantae; Streptophyta; Magnoliopsida; Lamiales; Lamiaceae
Product: snakin-1-like
Source: RefSeq, a predicted model, not a curated record
UGGACUUCAUAACACUAAAAACUCUCAUUGCAGAAAAGAAUUGAUGGCUUCUAAACUGGUGUUUGCACUCAUCUUCUCACUCUUCUUGGUUUCCCAGGUUUCAUCUGAUUUAAAGAAGGAUGAAGAGUCCAGCCAUGUCAGCCAAGCAUUACAUGUUUUCAGCAGAGGAGACGGAAAACUAAUGCGUGCUGUUCAAGACAUCUCGAAGUAUUUCAAAGGUCGGCUGCUAUCUCAAGGCCUCGCCCUUGCCCCGGCUCCAGCCCCGAACCCUAGCCACGGGAUAGACUGUGGCGGGCUAUGCAAGAAGCGGUGCAGCCUCCACUCAAGGCAAAAUACAUGCUUGAGGGCAUGUGGAACUUGUUGUGCUAGGUGCAAAUGUGUGCCCCCAGGGACCUUUGGUAAUAGAGAAAUGUGUGGAACAUGUUACACUAAUAUGACCACCCAUGGAAAUAAAAGCAAGUGCCCAUAAUCAAUUAAUAUGGGACCCUAUUUUGCA